This is a messenger RNA of Parathielavia appendiculata, 608 nucleotides long. RefSeq lists its product as uncharacterized. NCBI's taxonomy places the organism in Eukaryota, Fungi, Ascomycota, Sordariomycetes, Sordariales, Chaetomiaceae. The record is from RefSeq and is a predicted model, not a curated record. The transcript has 2 exons. Bases 84 to 527 code for a protein of 147 amino acids.
CUUCAAGAAGGCGACGCCAGCUUGAGCGGACAUCUUUCGAAGCUGGCCAGUAGCAGGCCAACAUGCAGCAGCUGUGUGUGUAGAUGACAGGACAGAGGCGAAUCUGUCAUCCGACCAUGUGGAGGGGGUGUGUUCUGCCGGGACAGCAAAUACCGCUGGGCCCAACGGGAACAAGAAGAGAAUGUCGGGUAUCUCAAACCCCUAUGUUUUCCUCCCAUCUUUCGCUACUUUCUCUUCACUUUAUUCGUUUGCCAAUACAUCGGUUUGCCCGAUGUUGUGUCGCCGCGUGCGCUGGGGCAGAUUCAAACACGUAUUUACUUAUAUACCCUUUCAGCAGUUUCCUCUUCAUUAGUUUUUGUUGUUGGGGUAUAUGGGAAUGGAUAGGCAGAUUGUUUAGCUGUGUUUUGCGCUUGUCUGUCUCGUGCGUGUUGCUUGCUGGGUCUCCUGUGCACUGGCCGGCGGUGGUGGGUUCGUGCACUUCCGUCAACUGUGCGGCUUGCUACGGUCGAGAUGACUUGUAUACCUGACUAGGGUAAUGGAUGGUCAAAAAUGGGCUGAAGUUUUAAAGUCAACAAGCCAUUCCCCGAUCUCGCUUACCAAGCUGAGCG